AUGGCUUCUGCUUCAGACUGGGACGAUGUGCUGGGGGAGGAGCUCCGAGCCUCAUAUCAGCUUGGGGAGGAUAUCUUAGCGUGUGAGGCAGAGAGGACGCCCAGCACAUGUGAUCAUGUUACAGCUUGCGGUGAGCUUCCUGGUGUCAAGCCAGCGACGUGGUGGGCUGUUUUGUUGAAGGCUGCAGGAACAGACCUGGGUUAUGAGAGCGCAGGCGUUUCGACCAGCCAGUCGCCAAGGCUGCAGGUUGUGUCAGGAUGCACUGGUUGCAGCGCAGAGUCGUUUGUGCUGAAGGGCCUCCGAAUCGACUUCGAUCUGAUCUCUGCAUCGGAGAGCAAUGACCAGUACCAGCAGUUUCUCAAAGCGAACCAUCGUGAACACAUCAGGCACUUACAUGCAACCGUGCAAGGCCAAUUGCAUCCUAAAGGGCCAUGUGUUUUUUGUGCCGAUGCCGGCGUAGCUUGUGAGGAGUUUUCUGGUAAAGGUGCUCCUCAGGUGGUAGAUGUCAUGGUGACAGGGUCGCCUUGUGAUCCGUUUUCGGUUCAGAGGGCCAAACGGUUCCAGACUGGCGCAGUCAAGGACCACGUUGCCUACAAGGUAACAAUGUCUUCUGUGGUAUCUAUGUACCUGAAGUAUCAGCCCCAUGUUGGGGUUCUUGAACAAGUCAUGGGGUUCACAUACCCGCUGGACGUCACGACUGAUGAGACGCCGUACCAGAGGCCCGGCCGGGAUGUUUACUGCUUGAUAUGA
Molecule: messenger RNA, 750 nt
Organism: Symbiodinium pilosum
Lineage: Eukaryota; Dinophyceae; Suessiales; Symbiodiniaceae
Source: the annotation of a GenBank genome assembly